AUGAAGAUCUCCGCUGCCUCUGCCUCUGUGCUGCUCGCCGCCAUCGCCCCAGCGGUCGUUGGACAAUGGAUCCCUCCAGGGACUCUUGCACUGAUUGGCAUUACCACCAGUACUGGCACUCAAUUUACCGCUCCAGGCUUGAAGGCUUGCGAGGAAAGCCCAUUCGGAGUGCCAUUCAAUGCAAAAGAAAUCGAUAUUAAAAGCACAGGAGCCCCCGCCAAAUGCACCUUCUAUUCCGAAGGAGGAUGUAAAGGUCAGCACUACACGCUGAAGGACGGUUUCCAUCCUCUUAGACAUGACUUGGUGGUUGGCAGCUUCAACUGUGCUCUUGCCUAG
Aspergillus versicolor CBS 583.65 is the source of this 336-nucleotide messenger RNA. RefSeq lists its product as uncharacterized. The record is from RefSeq and is a predicted model, not a curated record. The transcript has 4 exons. Lineage: Eukaryota; Fungi; Ascomycota; Eurotiomycetes; Eurotiales; Aspergillaceae. The coding region runs from base 1 to 336 and encodes 111 amino acids.